Messenger RNA from Salvia splendens (bonfire salvia), 3355 nucleotides. RefSeq lists its product as uncharacterized. Lineage: Eukaryota; Viridiplantae; Streptophyta; Magnoliopsida; Lamiales; Lamiaceae. Bases 1557 to 3260 code for a protein of 567 amino acids. The record is from RefSeq and is a predicted model, not a curated record. The transcript is spliced from 4 exons.
GGGAGUAUAGUUUGGGUCCGACGAAGAAAUGGGUCUUGGUGGCCUGGAAAAAUACUUAGGCCUGAAGAGCUUUUAGCGUCUCAUAUAACAUCGCCACGAUCAGGAACUCCGGUCAAGCUUCUAGGGAGGGAGGAUGCUAGUGUGUAAGAUUCGAAAGGCCUUUAUUUCUAGUGAAACCUUUAACCGCAGUUGUCAUUAGUAUGUGUAUAUGGUAGUGGUGAAUGUAGCUCCUAGUGGAUUUUAUUUGCUGGUGCAAAUUUGGAGGUCUUAUGAUCAAUCAUUUUCUGAAUUCGUAGUUGUGCUAAAUGUAACAGAAAAUUACUUGUAGGUAUCAGUAUAUAGCGAGUAUGAAAUUUAAAGCAUAAAAAGACAGUGCUUUAGUGUAAUGAAAUUGUUAAGGAAAGUUGCAUGAAUGAAGAUAUUAUAGUUAUCAAAACUUAUAAAAGAAUAAGUCAAUAUUUUUUGUUUGCAAGUUCAACAAUAUGCAUGGCCUACUAUUGAAGAAUUUUCUUGAGAUAUGCUUAAAGUCUUCUCCAGUUUAUUUUAUUUAUCAUUUUGGAGUUACCCUGAUGAUCAUGGAAUGCUUUACGCAAUGAAGGUUCUGUUAUUAUUUUGAUUUUGAUGUGUCGUUGAUCAAUUUGACGGGUCUGCGUGACACGGAUCAUUCUUAAGUUCUCAUAUUCUUUCACGAUGGCUAUUAGGUCCAACAAUAUCAUUUCACAUUCUUUUCUUAACUGACUUUUGUACGUAUUAUGCAAAAGCAUUCAUAGUGAUAGAGUGGUUUGUUUCUAUGUCAUAUGAUCUUUUUAAAGUGAAUUUUGCAAUCUAUAUUGUCACACUUUAUAUUGUACUUAGGGAAAAUCAACAAAGGAACUUCUGUAAACUUCACAUAGGUUUUCUUGGCAUGUUGAAACAUUGUUCCUAAGCCUGUAGUUGAUAUAUUGUACUUAGGGAAAAUCAACAAAGGAACUUCUGUAAACUUCACUUAGGUUUUCUUGGCGUGUUGAAGCAUUGUUCCUAAGCCUGUAGUUGAUAUAUCAUGCUUUACAGGCCUUGAAAUUCUGCAUUUGUGUGUGUGGCUUUGGUUGUAAAUUGUAUCCAGCAAGGGAUGCCUGACUUAAGAAUGGAGACUUGAAAUCUCAUUUGUAAUUAUUAUGGUAUCCGCUUUCUGUUGUAUAUAAAAUACAAGUAAAGAACUCAUUCCUUUUAGAUUAGGGAAAGGAAAAAUGAAGAUAAUAAAAAUGAAGUUAUUUCCAAUCCAACACAGCUCAGGGUUCGUAAGGCUUAUGUAAUUAUGUUGUAUCACUCAGUUUCUUGCAACUUACUACUCUGCAGCUAAUACCAACCCGUUUUUUGAGUCCCUCAGUGCACAAAUGCAAGGUUCAUUUGUGUGGUGCACUAAUUGCUUAAAUAAGAAUUUGGAUGGGUAUGUACCAUGAGCCCUUUUUCUCUGACCGACAAGGGACUGGUACAACUUGGAGAAAUCAAAACGUGUAAAGGCUUUCCGAUGUGGUGAGUUUGAUGACUGCAUAGAAAGGGCUGAAGCUGCUCAUGGUAUGCCUCCAAAGAAAAGAGAGAAAUAUGCACGGAGAGAAGAUGCAAUAUUGCAUGCUCUUGAAUUGGAGAUGCAACUUCUGGAAAAGAAAUUUGGACAAUCAGGAAAUCUGUCUAAUGGCCAAAGAAAAUCGCCUGAUGCUGUUAUGUCUUCAGAAUGCUUGGAAAAUGGCGCAGAAAAUCAAUUAGACCCCAGAUCUGGCCAGCUACCAGCAAUGCUUGGUCUAUCUGUUGUAGAAAAGAAUGGGUCAGACCAACAUCCAUGCAAAGAGACAGUUAUUAAUCAACCGAGUGGUGAUGAUGAUAGUGCUGGUGCACUACCUCGAAUGAGAGGGUUGCAGGACUUAGGUCUCCGGACUACUCCACCAACAGGAGAGAAGCAUUCUGGAAUUGCAAUAUCUCGGGCAAAGAGGAGUAGAACUGCUUACUUGACAUACGAUUCAGGGAAUUGUUCCAAUGACAAUCAAACUCUAACCACCCAGAUGGAAAUACCAGUUUCAAAGUUUGAAGAAAGCAGCUAUCAAGCUGAUGCUGGUGACCAUAAUUCUGGGUCUACAGAGGACACCGAAACAGAUUGUUCAGAAACUGAUUCUGUGGAGUCGGAUUCAGAUGAAGAAAUGGCUGCUCUAUCUGAUGGCGCAGAAUCUAUAGAAUUACAACCUAAAUAUCCAAGGAAUAUUGAAGCACACGAAGAGCAUGGAAGCAUUAGCAGUAGGGAUGAGUUCGAUGAAAUGGCCUAUGCCGAUGGCUUGCCUCAUGGCUACAUAUCAAAUAGUGGGGAGGUUUCCAAGUGGCAGCUAAAAGGGAAAAGAAAUAACCGCAAUAUUGGGAAAAAGUAUUCCGACCCAACUGAUGCUGAGCUUCCCAAAGGAUACACGAACAACAGAAACUCCAACUGGAGCAAUGGUGGUUUCAAGGCUGAUCCAAUUGAUAAAAGUUUAAGAAACCAUGCAUCCAGGUAUGGAUCGACUGGGCUACACAAUUCUAAUGAGACUGCUGAAUUGGACGACUUCACUUGGAAUAAUCAGUCAAUCAUGAGAGGAUAUUGGGAGGAUUCACAUGAAUAUGUAUAUCCUUUCUCUGCCGAUAGGCAUCCUUUUGGUGGUCGGACCAUGCUGAUAGACGUGGAUUUGGAAGUCCAGGCCAACAACUAUCGAAGAGAUGUCCCAAUGAUCUCGUUGAUGAGCAAGCUAAACGGGCAUGCUAUAAUCGGCCAUCCCAUCCAGAUUGAAGCUCUUGAAAGUGGUUCGUCCGAGAACCAUGUCUCUACAACUGAUUAUUUUCACCCAGAACCUCUGGAGACUCCUGCACUAACAUCAGUGUGGAGGACUGGUCGCAGGACAGCAAAUUCCCGUGUUCCCCGCCCGUUUUUGAACGGUGAGAGCAAGCAGCACAGUCUAUCCAUCGAUCAAGAUGCCCGUCUGAAAGGGAGCAUGAUGCAGAAGAGUUACUCCCAGUAUCCAUUAGACAGAAAAAUCUCAAGAAACUCACCCAAGAAGAACAGCCUGUCAUCCAACCUAAAGAUACGAAGUCUUUCAUCGAUUGCAUCAGGCGAUCAGCAUCAGAGCGAGCCUAGAAACGACGCCAACAACUUUCAAGUGGGUGGGAUGAUCAAAACGGGGAAUCUGCCCACAACAGUUGCUUGCAUACCAGUCAGCUUGGUAUUUAGUAGGUUACAUGAGGAGUUGGUUGGUCGCCACCAGUAAUAAUCUGUAUGAAUUAUUGUAGAUAUUGAUUGUUUACUAGUUGCAUGUAAAUUUUAGGAAAUAAUUUUAUAUAACUACACCACCAUGUUAUCACA